This is a messenger RNA of Apaloderma vittatum (bar-tailed trogon), 1215 nucleotides long. RefSeq names its product zinc finger protein 512B-like. The transcript is spliced from 11 exons. Gene Ontology annotation, molecular function: zinc ion binding. The annotation marks the transcript as partial. Lineage: Eukaryota; Metazoa; Chordata; Aves; Trogoniformes; Trogonidae. The record is from RefSeq and is a predicted model, not a curated record.
AUGGCGGAUUCCUAUACCUGCAAAGGUGGAAGGAAAACUGGAGGCUCUAACAAACCCGCUGCCAGCAAAGAAAGCAGGACAGAGACAAGGAUAAACUCGCCGGCGGAGCUGCCCAAGCUCGGAAAUGCGACCAGUGACAAAACCGAAGGCAGGAAGAAAGGACGACCUAAGGCCGAGAACCAGGCACUGAAAGACAUCCCUCUCCCCCUGAUGAACCAGUGGAAGGAUGAGUUCAAAGCCCACUCCAGGGUGAAAUGUCCCAAUUCAGGCUGUUGGCUGGAGUUCCCCAGCAUUUAUGGCUUGAAGUACCACUAUCAGCGCUGCCNNNAGGGUGCGAUCUCAGAGAAGCUGACGUAUUCGUGCUCGUACUGCGAAGCUGCCUUCACCUCCAAAACCCAGCUAGAAAAGCAUCGGCUCUGGAAUCACUUGGACCGGCCAGUGCCAACCAGCAAAGCAGAAAACAAAGUGCCGAAGGCCAUUGGUUGGAAAGAAAAGGUACGAGCUGCUGAGAGUUCAGCUUGCCCCACCAUCCAUCCCAAACAGGCAAAGACGGAAAAAGCCGUGGCAGCCCAGGACCGCGCCGAGAACGGCGAGGGGCCGUCCUCGAGUGGCAAGGAUGCUGUGCAGCAGGCGGGCAGCCAGGCCUCGCUGCAAGAGGAAGACCCCGAGAGGAUGAAGCACAGAAGGAAACAGAAAACUCCUAAGAAGUUUACGGGGGAGCAGCCAUCCAUCUCGGGGACGUUUGGACUGAAAGGUCUUGUCAAAGCAGAGGACAAGGCGAAAGCCCAUCGAGCCAAGAAGUUGGAGGGGAACACCAGCAUGGAGGAGCUGAAAAAGAAACCGCCAGGAGUUAGUGUGAAGAAGGAAACGGCUGUGCAUCUACCAACAGCUUCGCCACCAAACCCCGAGGACCAGUGGCAGCGGGAGAUCAGUGAGAAGGGAGAAGUCUCUUGCCCAACCUGCAGCGUUAUAACCAGGAAAACUGUUGUGGGCCUCAAAAAGCACAUGGACGUCUGCCAGAAACUGCAGGAUGCCCUGAAGUGUCAGCACUGCAAAAAGCAGUUCAAGUCCAAAGCUGGGCUGAAUUACCACACCAUGGCUGAACACGUCAGCAAGCCUGUUCCUGUGGAAACCACUGGACUUGGUGAACAGGAAGAGCAGGAAAGGCUGAGGAAAGUGCUAAAGCAGAUGGGAAAACUGAAAUGCCCCAAUGAG